AGUCAGAGAGAGAGGUGUGCGGCGUGGUAGGCGUUGCUUUUCGUCAGGGAUCAUUACCGAUUUCAGCCAGCGAGCGGUUGUCGUUCAGCGUCAGGACCGAGGGGAGGGGGGGUGUGUGUUGCAACCCCAACGGUCGGAGAGAGAGUGUUACAUGGGCUAGGGUUUCAACACCAACGGACAGCUUGGACGGGCUCAAUCGGUCGCUUUCAUUGCCCCUUGGGCUUUCCGUUGCUUCAUGGUAUCAUCGGCAGGCGACAAGACGACAACAUUCGUUCAGUUGCGUGCUGGAUCUGUCUGGCAUGCAUUUUUGGAAACAAGGGGAGAAAGAGUUCGUGAUACUCGGUUUAGUCUAAUCGAUGGUGAUGAUUUGUAGGUUGGAGUGGAGGUUAAUUCUUUUUCCCCUCUGAGCCAGCUCUCGGCUGCGUCUCAGCUCGCUCAUAGGAAUUGUCGGUUUGGUGAGUAGGGAGGGAUUGUGGAUACAGAGCUUCGUAGAAUUGUUGGAGGGUCAGUUGGUUGACGGCUUUCCACCGAGCGUGGAAAGUACGCAGAGUCCUGUCCACGCUUUCAUUACUUUGUUUUCGAGAUCUAGCCUGAGCUGUUUUAGUUGUAUGGAUGUUGCCACAUGCCAAGUGCCUCAAACAUAUGCUUGGUUGUCUCGGUAGUAGUUGGUUGACGGCUUUUCACAGAGCGUGGAAAGCAGGCAGAGUCCUGUCCACGCUUUCAUUACCUUGUUUCGGAAGUUGAGAUCUAGCCUGAGCUGUUUUAGUUGUAUGGAUGUUGCCGCAGACCAAGUGCCUCAAACAUAUGCUUAGUUGUCUCGGUAGUGUCACUCUACUCCUGCUUGCGCUCGCGUAUUUGUUUGACAAUUGUGCGUAGAUUCAGAGUGUGUAGUGAGGGGUAGCAAUCCGCAAUUUUUUUUCAAGGGUUCUGAAUUUAUUUGGAGAGGUGUGUCUCGUGGAGUUAGUAGUCAUACGUUGUGCAAUUAACUAUUUAAGUUUGAACCUAAUAGAAUUGCACUUCCGCACAGUAGAAUCACAUAGUAAUUCAGCAGCGUCUGAGUGGCGGUUGUUGGCUGAAUGCCACUGCCAAAGUCGAGUAUGGCCUCCACGUCCAAGCGACGGGUGUCUAAAGUGAAAGCUGCUCCUCCACCUGAGGAAACCAUUGAAGAAUACCGGCCCCUGGGUACUUUGUGGAAGGAAGCUUUUCCAGUGGGCACGGAAUGGGACCAAUAUGACAAAGUAUAUGAAAUAGAUUGGGAUUUCACAAACCUUGAGAAUGAGUUUGAAGAGGGAGGCAAAUUACAUGGAAAGCGUGUCUAUCUAUUUGGAUGUACAGAACCACAACUGGUGCAUUUCCCUGAGAAUUCGAGAGUUAUCCAUAUACCUGCGGUUGUCGCGGUAACAUCUCCAUUUCCUCCUUCCGAUAAGAUAGGUAUCAAGUCCGUGCAAAGAGAAGAGGAGCUAAUUGUUCCCAUGAAGGAGAUGAAAAUGGACUGGAUUCCAUUUAUCCCCCCUGAUGUGAUGGAUAUUCGUGCGGUAGAACGGGUUAAGACGAAAAUUUUCACUUUGAAAUGCACUCAGAGAAGGGCUGCCUUGAAGCAGCUAAAGCAGGAGCGGAUAAAGAAGUACGAAUACUGCCUUCCCUACAUUUACUCUCCUUUGAAGGAGGAUGAGACAGUGGAUGAAACAGUGGUGAAUAUCAUGUACCCCUUCGAGGACGAAAGCAAACCUCCGGUUGUGUGCGAGUAUGAUUGGCAGUUCGAUGAGUUCGAUGAGUUUGUUGACAAUCUGAUCACAGAAGAGGAGCUUCCUGCUGAAGAAAGGGAGAAGUUCAUGGUUUUUCUCAAAGAUCUCGUUGGCAAGGAAAAGAAAAAAGUUCGGGAGGCCAAAUUAGCACGUAAGAAGGCACUUGAAGAUAUGAGCAAAGACUUGAUUGAAGGAUUUCAGAACAUGAAAUUUUACAAGUUUUAUCCUGCAAAGAGCGACAAGUAUCCCGACAUUUCUGAGAUGAAGAGUGCAUUUAUCAAUAGGUAUUAUGGGAAGGCUACGGAGGUCCUGUAGAUUCCCCUGAACAUUACUUCGGUUCUGCAGUCGGCCACUGAAUGUCAUCCGUCUGUUGUGGAGACCUCUUAUUAGUUUGGUUUCUACACCCAGAUACCUCCAAUCCCUUUAGUUUUGUAGCUUUUGCUUCUGGAUCUUUCAUACUCAUUUCUUCUGUUCCUUCCACUUAUACUGCAUAGAUUUUUUUUCUAUGAAUAGUUAUGUUAUGGGCCUGUACGUGCCCUUGUAUAUGGAAUCCAUUAGCCACUGAUGAUUGCCUGGUAAUUCCAGUUUUACUCCACCUUGGAGUAGUGCACUUGAGUUUCUUAAACCACAAAUGUACUUGCGGGAUCUAAAGUAGCUGCGGCCAAUUUUCUUCAAUAAAGAAAAUGAGACGUCAAAACGUACCCAUCUUGUA
Physcomitrium patens is the source of this 2457-nucleotide messenger RNA. The record is from RefSeq and is a predicted model, not a curated record. NCBI's taxonomy places the organism in Eukaryota, Viridiplantae, Streptophyta, Bryopsida, Funariales, Funariaceae.